CGCGCCGCUUCCGGUGUGGGCGGAAAGCGGAAGUGUGGGAGGGUCUGCGGGGCGGGCUCUGGGAGGUCCUGGGGGAGGAUGGAGCACUGAGCGGGUCGGGGCGGCUGCCGGCAGCGCCAUGGAGACGGUGCAGCUGAGGAACCCGCCGCGCCGGCAGCUGAAAAAGUUGGAUGAAGAUAGUUUAACUAAACAGCCAGAAGAAGUGUUUGAUGUCUUAGAGAAACUUGGAGAAGGGUCCUAUGGCAGCGUAUACAAAGCUAUUCAUAAAGAGACAGGCCAGAUCGUGGCUAUUAAGCAAGUUCCUGUGGAAUCAGACCUGCAGGAGAUAAUCAAGGAAAUCUCUAUAAUGCAGCAAUGUGACAGCCCUCAUGUAGUCAAAUAUUAUGGCAGUUAUUUUAAGAACACAGACUUGUGGAUCGUUAUGGAGUACUGUGGGGCUGGUUCUGUAUCUGAUAUCAUUCGAUUACGAAAUAAAACAUUAACAGAAGAUGAAAUAGCUACAAUAUUACAAUCAACGCUUAAGGGACUGGAAUACCUUCAUUUUAUGAGAAAAAUACACCGAGAUAUAAAGGCAGGAAAUAUUUUGCUAAAUACAGAAGGACAUGCAAAACUUGCAGAUUUUGGGGUAGCCGGUCAACUUACAGAUACUAUGGCCAAGCGAAAUACAGUCAUAGGAACACCAUUUUGGAUGGCUCCAGAAGUGAUUCAGGAAAUUGGGUACAACUGUGUGGCAGACAUCUGGUCAUUGGGAAUAACUGCCAUAGAAAUGGCUGAAGGGAAGCCCCCAUAUGCCGAUAUCCAUCCAAUGAGGGCAAUCUUUAUGAUUCCUACCAACCCUCCUCCCACAUUCCGAAAGCCAGAACUAUGGUCAGAUAGCUUCAUGGAUUUUGUGAAGCAGUGUCUUGUGAAGAGCCCUGAGCAUAGAGCCACAGCCACUCAACUCCUACAGCACCCAUUUGUCAAGAGCGCCAAAGGAGUGUCGAUACUACGGGACUUAAUUAAUGAAGCCAUGGAUGUGAAACUGAAACGCCAGGAAGCCCAGCAGCGGGAGGUGGACCACGAGGAUGAAGAAAACUCGGAGGAGGAUGAAUUGGAUUCUGGCACUAUGGUUCGAGCAGCAGGUGAUGAGAUGGGCACUGUCCGAGUAGCCAGCACCAUGAGUGAUGGAGCCAAUACUAUGAUUGAGCACGACGGAACAUUGCUGUCACAGCUGGGCACCAUGGUGAUCAAUGCAGAGGAUGAGGAAGAGGAAGGAACUAUGAAAAGGAGGGAUGAGACGAUGCAGCCUGCAAAACCAUCUUUCCUCGAAUACUUUGAACAAAAAGAAAAGGAAAAUCAGAUCAACAGCUUUGGCAAGAGUGUGCCUGGCCCACUGAAGAACUCUUCAGAUUGGAAAGUACCACAGGACGGAGACUAUGAGUUUCUGAAGAGUUGGACAGUGGAGGACCUUCGGAAGAGGCUCUUGGCCCUCGACCCCAUGAUGGAGCAGGAGAUUGAAGAGAUCCGGCAGAAGUACCAGUCCAAGCGGCAGCCCAUCUUGGAUGCCAUUGAGGCGAAGAAGCGGCGGCAGCAGAACUUCUGAGCCCGGCCAGCGGAGGGCCACGCCCACACGGCCUUCGGUGAGCUCGGAUCCUCGCUGCUCAGGCUCGUUAGCCACCACUCUGCCCUUGCUUCUCCACGCACCUUUGUGAACUCAGGAAUGUGCGCCGGAGGGAAGGGAUGUCUCGCUGGUCAGCGAGCGAGAUGUCUUGGUGUGUGUGAGUGUCUCAGUCGGUCAGGUUUAUUAUCUCAAAGGACUUCUAUGGGCACUUUUAAACUCAGAGACGCCUAGUCCAAUGGUAGCUGGGAAAGUUUUACAUUGUCUUUUGUUUUUCUUCUCCCAAUAGCUUUCAACUGUUCUCUCUGGAAGACUUUUUAAAAACUAUAAAUAUGCAUAUAUGUGUAAAUUGUAACUAGAUUCCCCACUCAGUGUGGUGGCAUCUCUGUACAGGUACAGUUCUAAGCAGUUUGCCUCUUUUCUGUGAGAUUAUGGUACUGUGGAACAGAGGACAGGCACACUGGGGCCAUGGGGCCACUCCACUCCCAGGAGCCAACCUCACCCUUUUGCAGGGCUGCUUAUUUAAAAAUUAGGUCCGGGCCAGUUUUCACCACAUUUCAGCCUUGCGUGGGUCAUCCCUAGCUCCCGGAGCUGCUGGUGGCGCUCAAGGGAAAGCCUUGAGAGUCCUGUUUACCUUGAGUCCCAGGAGAAGCCUGGCACCUUCUCUGCAAAUUGGCCUUUGUGGUUUCAGCGCCUUUUAUCCACCUCCACUCUCCCAACUGCCUGAGUCACAGCACAGAUCCUGCCCAGUGCCUUAAGAGGAGACGUGACCCAGUGAGGGGACAGGCCUGCUAGGAUCUCCCAGCAAACACGGGGCUAUGAUCAGUCCACAAAAGGGAAGGGCUUUGAAGUUUUCAUUGUUCAUGUGAAGGUCACACGUGUGGCAUUUUGCACUGCAUUCCUUACAGACGGGUAGCGGGCAUUGAUUUUGUGAUCCACAUUCAAAUAUGUGACUUUUUUAUUUUACUGCUAAGGGGUCUGGAAAGGAUAGUGAAUGUCAGACUAAGAUUUGUUCUCCAGGAGGCUCAACCCAGACACGUGGAAGCCAGAGCUAGAGGGGACCCUAGCUGUCAUCUGGUGUGGCUGAGGCUUGGAGAGGGCAAGCAGCAUGGCCAAAAUCACAAAGCAGGUGGAAGUGGGAGCUGGGACUACACCUCGGGCUGCUCCCUCCCCCGUUCACUGAACCGAGCAGCCCCUUCUCCAAGGGAAGAGACCUGUGUCACGUUUGGUUAAGUUACUCCAGGCAAGCCUGCUAAUGGGAACUUGCUCUUGCUUUGUCCCUUCAAUGGGUGAGGCUAUGAAGAGAUUCCCAGGGGAGCCAGAUCCUGUGCCAGCCACUCCAUGGCCUCUGCACCAUCUGCCUGAUAGCAGACAGGCCUCGUGCAGACAGAUUUAAGGCCAAAAGCAGAGCAGAAGGCUCACAGAAGACAGCACUGAGCCCUUCUGCAGCGUUGGCUCAGAGCCACCUGUCACUUAGUCACACGGCAAAGAGGAGACAGUUGGGAAGGGCAAAUGUGUUUUUAUUUUCAAAUAUGUCUUCCUCUCAGAUAGGAGGCUGUGCCUGGGUUGCACCUGAGGACACUGAAAUUUGACCCCAGAAUUGUUUUUGCUUCCCAAACCUGGGAAUCAAUGGGAAGGCAGGGAAUGUUCCUCUUCUGUGGCCAGAUUCUGUUCUUUGCAAUUAAAGCAAGUUUUAAAAAAUGCAAGAGGCAGUUGUUCUGCAGGGCUUGGCCACUUAAGCAGCUGUGUGGCAGAUACAGAGAACAGAGGGCAAUUUGAGGGUCUCCCCGGAAUAGUACAUGGCAGCUAGCAUUCGUUGGCCACAUGAUGUGCCAGGCACACUGCUCAGUAGACUCUUUCUGUGAGCUCCAAAUUUUACAAUAACUCUGUGAGUUAAGGACUUUAUCUCCAUUUCAUAGACAAAGAAACAGGUUCAGAGAAGGCAGUACAGCUAGUAAGUGAUAGAACCAGGAUUCAUAACAUCACUGUAUGGGAGGGACCAGCAUUUACAGGGGAAAGUCUCUUUUUAAUAAAGGGACCACCUUUUCUCACUCAGACUAAGUAACUCUUAACGGGCAUUUUUAAGCUGGGAAGCAGCUGAAUUAGUAGUCAAGUCUGACAGCCAAGUGAGUUUUAAAAACCAUAUCAUGGAGCAAGCACUCCCCGACACCGGCUGCUGUGCUAAUUAGCAGUCCUCCGGCCUCGGCCUCUUGCUUUUUUAAAAAGGACUUUGCACUUGGCCAGACAGGAGGGCAAUGCCCUUUUUCUGUCUUCCUAAGCUAGAGCUAAGUAAAACAAGUUUGUUUUUCCCCAUAAAUAUUCUUGAAUCUUGAUCUGGAGUUUAUUUUGUUUCAAGCAUGUGUGCACCCAACAUGCUGGUCCAACAAAGUGCAUUGCUCUUCAGUCUAGCUGGACAUAGUCUUCUGCCAGAAAGCAAUUUCUUUUGGAUCAGAUAAACUUCCUGACCAGUUGUAUUAGUUUUCUAGUGACAGGAAGGCAGAGGAGCAAAUCCUAGUCAUGUUUUUCCUUGAAUACUAAUGGAGCCCUGAGUGGCAGUCAUGCUCAAGCACUUGUGACUCAAGCUUCCAGGGAACUCGUAGCCCCUUACUUGUUCUCUCCUUCUAAGAAACGAUGACCCACACCUAAUAGUGUCUUUAAAAAAUCUCGAAUUCUCUAAGAAUAUCUUUAUUGCUUCCUCAUCAAUAAUUUUUAAGCAAAUUUCUAUUUUUCCUUCUCCAUUAUUCCUUCUCCCAACCAUUGGGUUGAUGGAUGAGUGUUUGGGUGGGUGGAUGGAUGGAUGGAUGGAUGAUUGGUAGACAGACCGACUGACGCAAUACUUUGAAGCAACUUAAGAACCUUAACCUUAACUUCUUGAGACUACAGAUUUUGAUCCAGGGAAUGUUUAUUUAGCACCUAGCAGGUGCCAGAAAUUUAUUAUACCAUUUAAAACUCAGUAGCUCUUAGCAACAUCAGGAAUGAGAGAGGUCUUUAUUGAUCCUACAGGCUAAUAUUAUGAACAACUUUAUGAACAAUUUUAUGCUAAUAAAUUCAACAAUUUAAGUGAAAUAGACUAAUUGAAAGUACAAAGUACUAAACUCACUCAAGAAGAAAUAGAUAAGCUGAAUCGUCCUAUAUUAAAACAUAAUAGCUCUGGGAGAUCUAGGUAUAUUGUCCUCCUUUACAGAUAAGGAAGCAGGCUCAGAGAAAUGAAGUCUGUUGCUCAAGGUCACAUAGCUAGAAUAUGGCAGAGCCAGGAUUCAAAUUCAGUUCUGAUUCUUAUUCCAGUGCCCUUUCCAGCAUACCAUGUUGCCUCUAAAGAUUGCAGCUCCUUAUUUACUAGAAAACUGUUUCUGUCCACUCCACCCCCUCCCACCCCAUCCUUUCUUAAGCGCUGUGUUUGUGUUUUCAUCAGGAUUAUAUUCAUUGUCUUCGGAAUCCAUGUUCUUAUUUGUGUUUGGGGGGAGGAAAUUCUUCCACCAGCUUGUACUCAGAUCAACUUGGAAAAAAAUGCAUAAAUGCUGUUGCAGAUGUACAACUUAAGAAAUGUGAAGUUUGUAGCUUUAACUUUUUGUAACAAGAACUAAUAACACUGGCUUUAGUGUCGACUUGAAAUGCUGUUUUAUAAGGUUUGGAUGUAAAUAAUCAGUCAAAGUCAGUAGUUUGUAUAUGUAUGAGACAUAGCUUCCUUCUUUGCCUUGUUUUUAAUUUGAGAUGCUUCCUAUGUGCUCUUAUGUUGGAAUUGUCUUCCCUCCUUCCUUCUUCCUAUACCUUUAUUUUAAAUAAAGGCUGUCCUUUUUCUAAAAA
Myotis daubentonii (Daubenton's bat) is the source of this 5401-nucleotide messenger RNA. It is a transcript of the gene STK4, whose product is annotated as serine/threonine kinase 4. Gene Ontology annotation, cellular component: cytoplasm. Lineage: Eukaryota; Metazoa; Chordata; Mammalia; Chiroptera; Vespertilionidae. The record is from RefSeq and is a predicted model, not a curated record. Gene Ontology annotation, biological process: protein tetramerization; signal transduction; protein phosphorylation. Gene Ontology annotation, molecular function: ATP binding; protein serine/threonine kinase activity.